AUGCCGGGCCAACAAACUCGCCAAUGGGUUCUCGCCAACCCACCGCUCAAUGACCCCGUCAUUGAGGGCAAUGACGCGACCUUUGACCUCAAGACCAACGAUCUCCCCAGCCCAGGCGUUGACCAGGUCCUCAUCAAAGUACUCUACCUCUCCAAUGAUCCAGCACAGAGAGGAUGGAUCCAAAAAGACAUGGACCCCGAGCGUCUCUACGUCGAACCAGUAAAGCAGGGCGAUGUAAUGCGUUCCUUCGCCAUCGCAGAGAUCGUCGAAUCUAGCACAGACAGCCUACCCAAGGGUCAGCUCGUCAUUGGAGACUUUGGCUGGACCGAAUAUGCCGUCGUCUCCGCCAAAGCCGUUCGCCCUAUCCAAGCCGAUCAGAGCGCCGGUAUCCGUCCCACGCACUUCCUCGGUGCACUCGGAGGAACCGGUCUGACUGCGUACUACGGCCUCAUCGACAUUGCGCGCGCUACUGCCGCCGACACCGUUGUUGUUUCUGGAGCUGCGGGCGCUACUGGUUCCAUGGUCGUGCAACUCGCUAAGAACGUUCUCGGAUGUAAACGCGUCAUUGGUAUUGCGGGUGGUGAGAAGAAGUGCCGCUGGGUCGAGAGUCUCGGCGCGGAUAUCUGCGUCGACUACAAGGCUGCAACUUUUGAAAAGGACUUGAUCAAGGCCACAGAAGGAUACGUGGAAGUCUACUUCGACAACGUCGGUGGCGAUAUCUUGUCGCUCAUGCUUGGUCGCAUGAAGCGCCAUGGACGUAUCGCUGCGUGCGGUGCUGUUGCAACAUACAACUCUAUGGGUGACAGCGGCGUUAAGAACUGGUUCGAGAUUAUCAGCAACAGGAUUGAGGUCAGGGGAUUCAUUGUUAUCGAUGCUCUUGAGUCGGGUAGGGCUGGACAGAUUGUUCCGGAGUUGAUCAAGGGAGUUAAGGAGGGCAAGAUUCAAGUUGGACCUGAGACGGAGACUGUGGUCAAGACUAAGUUUGAGGAUGUGCCGAAGACUUGGAUGAUGCUUUUCCAGGGUGGAAACACUGGAAAGUUGGUCACCGAGAUCCAGGGUUAG
Messenger RNA from Alternaria atra, 1062 nucleotides. RefSeq lists its product as uncharacterized. The record is from RefSeq and is a predicted model, not a curated record. Gene Ontology annotation, molecular function: oxidoreductase activity, acting on the CH-CH group of donors, NAD or NADP as acceptor. The transcript has 2 exons. Lineage: Eukaryota; Fungi; Ascomycota; Dothideomycetes; Pleosporales; Pleosporaceae. The coding region runs from base 1 to 1062 and encodes 353 amino acids.